This is a messenger RNA of Durio zibethinus, 1280 nucleotides long. RefSeq lists its product as uncharacterized. The record is from RefSeq and is a predicted model, not a curated record. Lineage: Eukaryota; Viridiplantae; Streptophyta; Magnoliopsida; Malvales; Malvaceae.
AUGGAAAUGCCAAUUUUGUGUUUCCGCAAUCAGCGGAUGAGAAAAAUGGGUUGGGUCGGGUCGGGUCGGUCAUGUAGUCCAAGCUCAUUUCUUCCCCUUCGGCUGCUUUCCUUUGCUCUGCCGCUUUCUCCUCCGCGCUCUCUCUCUGUCUCUCUCAAUUUGGUAGCUUUAAAGAAGUGUCAUCGUUUAUGUAUAAUUGUUGUUUUUGUUGGUUUUCUUUUUAUUGUUUUGAUGGCAACUGCACCAAUAAAGUCACAGCCUUUACACAACUUCAACUUCUCGUUUCUGAAAUGGGGGACCCACGGAGGUGGUAGUUCUUCAACCACCACCGACCACCGCAGUUCUCCUGAAUCUGAUUCGGACCACGGACGUCUCCGUCCGACGCGUGUUGGGUCACGCUCCACCCGCAUUCACCGCUUGUUCUUUCCUUCCCCGCCAAAACCCUUCAAACAAAGACACCGCGAAGAAGAAGGAGAACAAGAAGAAGAGGAUCCGUUAAGGCCGCGAAAAUAUGAAGCUGAAGAAGAAGAGGAUGAGACGGUGCAGAGACCGUGGAAUUUGAGGCCAAGGAAGGUGGUGGUGGAGACGACGGCGGUAGUGACGUCGGUAGUGGAGAAGUUUACUGAAACUGCGGCGCCGAAGUCGAUGAGAUUAAGGGGUUUGGCUGAAACUGGAGGGGUUGGAGAAAAGAAAGAAAAAAAUAAGUUUUGGAUAGCUUUGUCAAGGGAAGAGAUUGAAGAAGACAUCUUUGUGAUGACAGGAUCAAGGCCCGCAAGAAGGCCCCAGAAAAGGUCAAAGAACAUUCAGAAACAGCUUGAUAAUGUUUUUCCUGGGUUAUGGUUAGUUGGUACAACAGCUGAUGCUUAUCGUGUCGCUGAUGCUCCUGUUAAGAAAUAGAUCUGCUUUUAGAUGCUUGACAGAUUACCAGAUAUAAAGGGGAUGUUUAUGGUGUCAGUGAAGUAGGAAAUUCGGGAAGCUCUGUAGGGUAUGGGCCAUAUGGUACAGACCUCAAUUUUUUUAGGUAUAUGAAAAUAUGAUGUUUGUAAAGAAAAAAGAAAAGUAUGAAAAAGAUAUUUAAUUUCUUUAAUGUUUUUAUUUUGUGUUGUGCAAAGGAAACAGUAGGGAUAAAGUUUUAGUGGGUUUAGAAAUUGAUGGUAGUCUUUUAAGACGUCAAAUAUGAACAGAAAUAUGUGUGAAAUAGUGAGAAUAUCUUUCAAGGCUUUUCAUUUCAAUAUGCUGAAUGGUAUUCUGAUUCUGGGAUUUGUUUUUUUUUAGCUUUG